CACUUCUGCCUUGUUCAGAAAGUCCUGCGCCGCGUCGGGCUAGGGAAAGCCUCCGUUCCUUACCUUGGCCCCACGAUCGUUGGUCUUCCAGCCUCCUUUUUCCCAGGAUCCCUUUCCGUUCUUUUAAUUCACUUUUUAAUCAGAACCACUCGUGUUAUCCGUCUGUCAUUAUCCAGCUAGACAGUUGAUUCACUUUUCUGAGGGUGGACAAGACCAAUUGGCCCAGCCGACCCGACCGAAACCGAGAGAAGCUUGGCAAUUGAUUACAAAAUCUGCCGGCCGCCGAUAGCCUGGCUUUCUUUUCUUUGCGCGCGCCCCAAUCCAACUUUUUGAACCGCUUACUUGGCAAUCGCGAAUUUGCCAAGACCACAGCGUAAACCUCGAGACAUCGACAUCUUCAAAGAGCUAUAAUUCAAUAUCCAGUAUGGCGGACUUUAACCACUUCGGUGGUUCAGAUGAGGAGAAUGCCGAGAUCAAGAGGUUGAGGGCCGAAGUGGACGCCGACCCAGACAGCUUCGAGAACUGGGAGAAGCUUGUUAGGGCCUGCGAGGCCCUCGACGGUGGCCUCACACGCAACUCCAGCCCUCAAGCGCUCGCCACCCUCCGCGACGCCUACGACCGAUUCCUCCUCAAAUUCCCACUCCUCUUCGGAUACUGGAAGAAAUAUGCCGACCUCGAGUUUACAAUCGCAGGCCCGGAAUCGGCCGAGAUGGUUUAUGAGAGGGGCUGCGCGAGCAUCACAAAUUCGGUCGACCUGUGGACCGAGUACUGUUCGUUCAAGAUGGAGACGACACACGUUCCACAGCUGGUCAGAGAGUAAGUAGUAGAUGGUGUAGUUUUCCUUCCCCAUAACCACACCAUCAACAACAGUUCAUCACCGCACGUGCGGGAUCCGGCCGUUGUCUGAGAAGAGGGCAAGUCAUGCUCGCGACCCGAUCAUGUUCGAUCAUGUCAAAAGUCGCGAGGAGCGCAAGAAACAGAGAAUCGUACAGAUGAACAGAGCCACUGGACGGUGAGAUAAUCAAACCGACAACAGCCAUAACUCUCUGCUACUGGAGUGCGCUCUCACACACAAAACUACCAGACCUGUCUUCCCCGCUGGCACACACAGUUCGCUCAUGCCCGUACGCACCUUGUGAAAUCACAUCAAACCAUGAACUACCACCAGCUCUUUGGAGCGGUGGCCUAGUCGUUGUUUGCACAGAGAUCCCUUUCUCCUCUUCGAGCGUGGUGCAGCCUGUGUUGGGUUAGAUUUCAUGGCGCAUCCCUUCUGGAACAAGUACCUCGAGUAUGAAGAGCGUCAGGAAGCUCAUGAGAACAUUUUCAAAAUCCUGCAACGGGUGAUCCACAUCCCCAUGUAUCAGUAUGCGCGCUACUACGAGCGCUUCAGCACCAUGGUGCACACCCGGGCGCUGGAUGACGUAGUGUCAGCUGAACUCCAGGCUCGCUUCAAGACUGAGAUCGAGGCCGAAGCGGCUGCUUACGGUGUCACUAAAACCGAGCCCGAGUUUGAGCAAGAGAUGCGCCGCAAGGUUGACGCUCACUAUGGCGAAAUCUUCACUAAGACGCAGACGGAGGUGACCAAGCGGUGGCUCUACGAGGCCGAGAUCAAGAGGCCUUAUUUCCACGUGACAGAGCUUGAAAAAAAGGAACUGUCCAAUUGGCGCAAGUACCUCGACUUCGAGGAGGCCGAAGGUAGCUUUGUCAGGACAGCCUUUUUGUACGAGAGGUGCCUGGUAACGUGCGCCUUUUACGACGAGUUUUGGUUCAGGUAUGCCAGGUGGAUGUCGGCGCAACCCGACAAGACUGAGGAGGUUCGCAACAUAUAUCUGCGUGCUGCGACAAUAUUUGUGCCCAUCAGCCGUCCCGGUAUACGGCUGCAAUUUGCCUACUUUGAGGAGAGCUGCGGGCGUGUCGCCAUGGCUCGGGAGGUGCACAACGCAAUCCUUUUGAGGCUUCCGGGCUGUAUAGAAGUCAUCAUAUCUCUUGCAAACCUGGAGCGGAGGCAUAACGACAUCGAUACGGCGAUCGAGGUCCUGAAACAGCAGAUUGAGUCCCCCGAGGUUGACAUCUGGACAAAGGCCGUCCUUGUUACAGAGUGGGCAAGCUUGUUGUGGACGGUCAAGGGCACGGCAGAGGAGGCCAGGGCUGUGUUCCAGAAGAAUGCGCAGUGGUAUGGUGGCAGCAGGCACUUUUGGAUGCAGUGGAUUCAGUUUGAGCUGGAGCAGCCGACGUCGGCAGAGCUCGAGGCGCAACACAGCGAACGGUUGCGGGAGAUCAUUGACAAGAUCCGCACGGAAAGCAACAUGUCUUCUGCCGCCAAGAAGGAGCUGUGCGGCGUCUACCUAGCAUAUCUGCAACAUCGGGGCGGCAAGGACGCCAUGAAACAAUUCUUGGCCAUCGACCGGGAGAUGUACGGACCAACAUCCAUUUCGUUGGCUGGUAAGGCAGGCAAAGAGAAUGGAGCUGCCGCUCCCGAGGUUGACGAAGCCACAAGGCUAAAGGCCGAGGCGCGCCACUACAGCUUCUACCAGCUUCACGCAGAACCCGGCCACGAGGAACAGGGCACAGCCAUGUUCAACUGAAGCGGUCUGACGCGUGGAUGUUGGACUUUGCAAAGCUUGACGUGUUUGCUGGCUUGUUUUAGGCCAACGUUUUUCGUAUACUCGACACUAUACCUGAACAUGAAUUGACGCAUGACCUCCCCAUGAGGCUCCACGGUCAAGGGGCUUAUUUUGUCUCGUUUUAUUUUCUUGGUGAUUUUAAUUCACGUGUACCAUAAUGCCAACGAUCAGUGGCCAACUAUAUUUGCAAAAUUGGUGGUUUUGGGGAUUGCUGGAAUGCUUUUUGGUCCUUGCAUUUUAUUUGCUGGGGGGAGGGUCUUUGGAUCUUUUUGAACGCAUAAUCUGGGACGAGAUGGCAUAUCCGGGGGUUGUCUGGUGCGACUUGAGGACUGAAUCAUAAUCUUGCUUGCGCUUGUUCUACAGAGUGUACGUUUUCCUACCAACGCCUAGGGGCGGUGAACAUAAAACGCUAUGCGUACCUAAGCUAUAGAUCAUGCUCUUGCUUAAAAUGGUUGGCAUUGAGAACAAUUGGCCGCAAAAUGAAAUACAUAGUCCUCACACGACUUGAUGGCUGAAGCAACUUGGCAGAUGCUCAUGGAACAGAGUCACAUGCGACAGGGAGGGCGACCAUAAAUAAACGC
This is a messenger RNA of Pyricularia oryzae 70-15, 3205 nucleotides long. RefSeq names its product pre-mRNA-processing factor 39, variant. NCBI's taxonomy places the organism in Eukaryota, Fungi, Ascomycota, Sordariomycetes, Magnaporthales, Pyriculariaceae. Gene Ontology annotation, biological process: mRNA 5'-splice site recognition; RNA processing. The transcript has 4 exons. Gene Ontology annotation, cellular component: U1 snRNP; commitment complex; U2-type prespliceosome. Bases 1257 to 2585 code for a protein of 442 amino acids. The record is from RefSeq and is a predicted model, not a curated record. Gene Ontology annotation, molecular function: protein binding.